AUGGAUGGAUCUCGACUGAUGGCUCCGCUCCAUUACAUCCAGUCAAAAGCUUCUUCAUCCAUAGUUAAGAUUCGUUCGCAAGAACAACUAAUGAAUAUGUUCCCCAUGUCGCUCUCAAAGAAAAAAGAAGAUGAGAAGGAGAAAAAAUUUCUCGGUCGACUUUCAUACAAAUUGGAUUACGAUUUCGAUAAAAAUGCGCUGACAGUUGUCAUAGUACAAGCCGAAGAAUUGCCUGCAAUGGAUCUCGGCGGUACCUCAGAUCCUUAUGUGAAACUGUUUCUUCUUCCCGAUAAGAAGAAGAAGUUCCAGACGAAAGUUCAACGGAAGUCCCUCAAUCCUGUUUUCAACGAAAGUUUCACAUUCAAGAUACCGUACAAUGAAAUAGGCGGUCAGACCUUGGUGUUGAAUGUUUUCGAUUUUGAUCGAUUUGGAAAACAUGACCAGAUUGGUCAGGUCUCGAUCCCCCUCGGCAAAAUUGAUCUUGCUGCGACUAUCGAGAAAACAGUAAAUAUUGAAAGCCCACCGGAGAACCGUCUUGGCGAAGUUUGCUUGGCGUUACGUUACGUUCCGAAUAAGAACAAACUUUCUGUUGUCGUUAUGGAGUGCAAAAAUUUGAAGAAAAUGGACGUUUUAGGUUUAUCAGAUCCAUACGUGAAGAUCUACUUGAUGUUACAAAACAAACGGCUUGAAAAGAAGAAGACUACUAUCAAAAUGAAGACUUUAAAUCCAUACUACAACGAAUCGUUUAGUUUCGACGUAACACCAGAGAAAAUGCAGAGGGUCCAUCUUCACGUCACCGUGUCCGAUUAUGACAGAGUUGGUUCGAACGAAAGAAUAGGACAGGUGAUCAUCGGAGCAAACGCCUCUGGAGUUGCGUUGAAGCAGUGGACGGACAUGCUGGCCACGCCAAGGAGAUCGGUCGCCCAAUGGCACACUCUGAUGCCGUUCAACGACGAUUAG
This is a messenger RNA of Necator americanus (New World hookworm), 960 nucleotides long. RefSeq lists its product as uncharacterized. NCBI's taxonomy places the organism in Eukaryota, Metazoa, Nematoda, Chromadorea, Rhabditida, Ancylostomatidae. Gene Ontology annotation, molecular function: syntaxin binding; calcium ion binding; calcium-dependent phospholipid binding. Gene Ontology annotation, cellular component: exocytic vesicle; plasma membrane. Gene Ontology annotation, biological process: regulation of calcium ion-dependent exocytosis; regulation of dopamine secretion; cellular response to calcium ion. The transcript is spliced from 9 exons. The coding region runs from base 1 to 960 and encodes 319 amino acids. The record is from RefSeq and is a predicted model, not a curated record.